UGUCUUAGUAAACACAACAGAGUUCCGGUGAAUAUCAAAUUUCUGCCUCUUCGCCUGGUAACCGAUGAAUUUCGUCGAUAACUUAAACAAAUGGACGAGUAGGGUGGAUAUGGACUACGGGAACAAACUGAACCAGGCUCUCUCCUCUAGCACUAAAUUUCUGCCCACAGCAGGACUGCGCGGUGCUGGGCCGUUUCAGCACUACGGCCGGCCCCUGGGCCACGGCGUGAAAGUCAAAGAGGAAGACGAGAGUGUGGAGGAUUUCUUCCAUUUCGCUCAACAUCUUCAGCAGCAAACAGGCGAGUGUCUCACAGCGUGCUGCGGUGGAGCAAACCCUAAAACUAUCCCUCUGACUACCACUCUAAGUACCUCACUUACCGCCUCUCUGACUUCACCUCUGAAUACGCCUCUCAGUAGCCCACCGCCCAAACCGAGCAGCCAGCCUUCAGCCGAGCGGCCAUAUCACUGUCAGGACUGCGGCAAGUAUUUCAGAAUCAGCGACAUUAAGCGCCACCAGCGAAUCCACAGCGGAGAGAGACCGUUCCCUUGUUUCCAGUGCGGUAAGAACUUCCCCACGUCAGGCGAUCUCAAAAGGCACGAGAGGAUCCACACGGGCGAGCGGCCAUACCACUGUCUGCAGUGCGGCAAGAAUUUCUCCGACUCGGGUCACCUUAAGCAGCACGAAAGGAUGCACACAGGCGACAGGCCUUACCAGUGCCCGCAGUGCGCCAAGCGUUUCUACAGAUCAGGCGACCUCAAGAGGCAUCUCCGCAUCCAUAGCGGCGAACGGCCUUACAAGUGCCCGCAAUGUGAAAAGACCUUCUCCGAUUCCGGUCACUUGCGAGGCCACCAGCGCAUCCACACAGGAGAGCGGCCUCACCGCUGCACACUGUGCGAGAAGAGUUUCUUCAGGUCGGGAGACCUGAAGCGUCACCACCGGACACACACCGGAGAGAGGCCAUACCAGUGCUACCAGUGUGGAAAGAGCUUCUCCGAAUCGGGUCACCUGAAAGAGCACCGGCGGAUUCACACUGGAGAAAAACCCUACCACUGCAACCAGUGCGACAAGAGCUUCUCCCGUCUGGAGCGACUGAAAGGCCACCAGAGCAUCCACACGGGCGAGAGGCCAUUUCACUGUGCCCAGUGUGGCAAGAACUUCUUCAGAUCCGGUGAGCUCAAGAGGCACCAGAGGAUCCAUAAUGGCGAAAGAGCAUGAAAUCGCUUCUUAGAGCAUUAGGGCCAGGUUUGAAGGUCUCUGAUUUUAUUCAGGGUGUUUAUUUUAUUUUUGCUUUCCCAUUUGUGGCCAAUCUAACUGCUUAAUCCCCUCGUAUUGCAGAAUCUGCAGGUUUCUGCUGUGUGAAAUGAAUUAUUCCAGAGGGGCUCUGUUUGUCAGCAGGGAUGGGAAUGUUCAUAUGUACAUUUUGGUUGUUGAGAAGGAGGUUUUAGUUUCUAUGCCCAAAUAAUAACAGAGAGGACAUUUACCUGGCCCGUGAUAUUCCAUCUUAAAAAAUGAAAUCCAAGCUAUAGGGACUUCUACUAGGAUGUUUAUUCUAUUUUUAAAUAAACAUAAAAUACUGUAGAUCAUCUGCAUGUUAAAGGUUCCUUGGAUUGCUUUCUUAGUGAUCCAACCCCUGACCCAUUCCAGAUCUUCUUUUUUUUUAGUGUAUAUAUAUAUAUAUAUAUAUAUAUAUAUAUAUAUAUAUAUAUAUAUAUAUAUAUAUAUAUAUAUAUAUAUAUAUAUAUAUAUAUAUAUAUAUAUAUAAUAUAAAAAUCACUACCUCCACAUGUCUUUAUUUGCAGUUGAGCACCGACAGAAAACGGUCUGUUGAAAUGUUCGCUGUUACAGUCUGCUCUAAGGGUUAAAGGAACGAUUCAGCAAAAAACCUGUUCGCACUUUGAUUCCCCUUACCCCAAAUGUUACCUGGUGUUGGCUUCUUUAGUUUCUCUCUGGUCUGCAAUGUAGCUAAAGGCUGAUUUAUACUUGCUGUUAACUGCAGUAUGUGCAUGCAAGAUGGCCAGUGUGCACACCCUUUGGUCAUUUUGCGCAUCACUUGUCCUCAGAAAUCUAAGUGUGACGAUACCGGUAUAAAUAGUUGAGCGCCAUAUGACGCUGUCUAGAACUGACUAAACAAAUGAAUGCCAAAUUUGUUAGCUGUCGAAUUUUUUAACAUCUUAAACCUACCGAAAGGUCUGUUUUGAGUAUCAGUUUUCUGAAUUAGCAAAUACAUGUAAAAAGUACUGUGAUGGUUUUUGAUCUGAGAUGCAGCUCAUGACUAAUGACAUCUGUGUCAGAAUGUUUUAAAGCCAGACAGAGCUCACCAAUGUGUUAAACACUGCAUGUAAUCGCUAAAUGUUGCAGUGGACACGGACGUUCUGGCUUUUACGGGCCAUCUAUUGGGCACCGCUUUUAAUUCUCCAGAUGUCCAUCAGACACGCAAUUAAGAAUGUGAACAAUGCCAUUCAUGUCGCACCCAUGCAUGCAUGUACACGCAGGGGAAGUGAAGUAUAUUUUAAGCCUCAAGAAGUAAUCUUUCCUGCUCUUUUGUGUAAUAAUGUUGCUUUCCUUCUCACCACACAAACAUACCAGCAACCUUAAAUUGCCUCCAAGGUAUGAGUGUGUGUGUGUGUGUGUGUGUGUGUGUGUGUGUGUGUGUGCGCGCGUGCAUGGGGCCAUACAGUGGAUCUGUGUCUCAUAGAAGGUGUGUUCCUUCCUCAUGUCCAGGUUUAGGCUCCGGGUUCAAAAUGGCCCUGACCAGGAAUAAAAGUGGUUACUAAAGAGGAAUGGCUGAUCAAUCUGUUUAUUUAAAAAAAUGGGACUAUGUCUUGUACUGCUUUAUUUGGACUAAAAAAAAUGAAGAGAAAAGAUUUUGAGUAAGACUUCUAUUACUUGUAAUCUCCAUCACAAAACUAAAGAAGCACACGUCUGACGAUGAACACGCCUCGUCUACAUUUGGAGGAAAGGUGGGAACACUGUGUGAAGCAGAAUAUAUUUUGUUUUCUCUGAACUAUUCUUUUAUUUAGUACAUCUUUCUCUCUCUCUCUCUCUCUCUCUCUGCCACACUGAUGGAUCCCCAUAUUUCCAACUCCGUUACAAAGUAUGUAUUGUACAGUACAAUAUUUGUAUAUUGUAGCAAGGUAUAACGUCAAGUGAAAGAUCCUGUAGAACUGUAUAUUAAAAAAAAAAAAAAAAGAUGUGUAUGCUUACAUUCUUUGUUAUUUGCAAUAUUUUUUUAUGUUGCUCUAUUUUUUACAAGUGUGUGCUGUAUACAUUUGUUACGGUGCAGAGACGGUCAACCCGACAUUUGUGAUCCGAACACGUACCUGACCCUUACAAUGGACUACGGAGUUUUUUUGUUUUGUUUUUUUUCCCCUUUUUCCUUUUCUGUCUUUGUUGUAUCACUGUAUGUAAACAGCACACAACGAAUUUGUGAUUGCUUCACGCCACUGUCGUGGCACUGUAUAAUGCUACUGUACUCAUCAUGUAAACAACACACGGGGGGGGGGGGAUAAUCCCUUGUUCAACUACAACGCUCUUGAGUCAGUCAGUGUGUUGUUAGAUCUGGUAUAUCUGAUAAACAGGGAACUGGUGUAUAUAAGUACACACAGUGUCUCUAGCCUGAAGGUGUACAAGUCUAACAAAUUCACUGGUCACUCGGUGUAAGUUGUCACCACUAUGUCGGAAAGUAGUAGGUAACGGGUUAGAGUGUAAGAACGUCUGUUGUGGAAACACAGUUUAUGAUUCAGUUAAUUAGGAUAUGCACUUUUAGGUAAUGUAUUAAUCAAAUCUUUUACAAAUCAUAUGAAUUAGAUUUAGUGUCUUAACUACCUUUUUUUUCUCUUGUUAAAACCAUGUUUUUUCCCUUUUCUUUCUUUCUUUUUUUUUUUUUUUUAAAUCAUAUGUAUCUAUUUAACCAUUUAUGGGUGUGUUUUAGUUUUAUAGGCUUUGAUUCAGUCAGAAUUAUGAAAAAAAAUUAUCAUGAAUAAACUGAAAUGCCCAGUAUUUCUAAAAAUAAAAAAAAAAAAAGAGUGAAAAGACCAAACAUACAAACGGUAGUAUUUAAUACGUCUUUCUGAUUGAAUCCAGGCUGUAGAGUAGGUGUGGGAUUUUUUUUUGUUUUUGUUUGUGUUUGUUUUCCUUUCGAACCCUGGGAUGCCUUUUCCUUUGCCUGUGCAUGAGUGUUUUCUUUAUAUGUUAAUGUAAUUAUCUCUUAUUUGCACAAAAUAAAUACAUAAUCUCUA
Hemibagrus wyckioides is the source of this 4239-nucleotide messenger RNA. Its product is annotated as zinc finger protein 239. Gene Ontology annotation, biological process: regulation of transcription by RNA polymerase II. The record is from RefSeq and is a predicted model, not a curated record. The transcript has 3 exons. Gene Ontology annotation, molecular function: DNA-binding transcription factor activity; RNA polymerase II cis-regulatory region sequence-specific DNA binding. The coding region runs from base 65 to 1216 and encodes 383 amino acids. Lineage: Eukaryota; Metazoa; Chordata; Actinopteri; Siluriformes; Bagridae.